GUUGCGAACUACAAAACCUUUCGUUCUCUCCUCGUGUUUUCUCAUUGCAAGACAAAAGAAUUGGGUAGAGCUGGGUUGGAAGAUGCUGGCAGUUGAGGAACUUCUGAGUGAACUCGCAGGAGAAGAAGUAAACGAGCAGGGUUUGCCGCCGGGGUUCCGGUUUCACCCCACCGAUGAAGAACUUGUGACCUUUUAUUUGGCUUCAAAGGUAUUUAACGGAAAUUUCUGCGGAGUGGAGAUUGCUGAGGUUGACCUUAACAGAUGUGAACCAUGGGAGCUUCCAGAUAUGGCAAAAAUGGGGAAGAGGGAGUGGUACUUCUUCAGCCUGAGGGACAGGAAAUACCCGAGCGGGCUUAGAACGAACAGAGCCACGGGAGCCGGGUACUGGAAAGCCACAGGAAAAGAUAGGGAAGUGUACAGUGCCUCAAGCGGAGCUCUUUUGGGCAUGAAGAAAACCCUUGUUUUCUACAUGGGCAGAGCACCCCGUGGGGAGAAGACCAAGUGGGUCAUGCAUGAGUACCGCUUGGACGGUGACUUCGCCUGCCGUCCCACCUGCAAGGAAGAAUGGGCGAUUUGCAGAAUAUUUAACAAAACGGGUGAGAAGAAAAAUGCCCUAUCUCAAGGAAAAAGCCAUGUGAUGGCUGUAUCAUCGUGUUCAACGACUUUCUCGCCGCCGUUGCUUGAAAACCCAUGUCCAGCAUCGUUUUCAGAGUCUCAAUCUCAAACUCUAAUGCAAGAUCACAAUUCUUAUCUGAUUCACCGCCAUGAAAAUGACCUGAAAUACCUGAUAAACCCCGUUGUCUCACAAUUACACUCUCGGCUCUUCCCGUCCAAUGGGUUACUUUCAGCCACUUCCACCAUUACUAAUAGUGGCACAACCGACAAUCACACUUUGACAAACGACAACAACUCAUCAGUAUCGAUGCUCUUCAACUCCCUACUCUCACAUCAAGGUUGCUUCUCGAGGGAACAAACUACUAUUCCCAAACAGCGCAAGACGGAGGCCAACUUUUCCCAUUUAGAUUCCAACACCAGCGUGAACUGGAUGGACAAGAUUCAUCCCAACCCAGGAUGUCAAAAUCCCUGGUUGUUUGAGAUGGAUUAUACUGUGUUGGGGUUUUCUGAAGGUGCAGUUACUGGCCAUGAAAUGUCCACCUCAAUGGCUUUCGAUAAAGCCAGCGGUCAGAUGAUUUUAAAUCCUCCCACCUCUGCCUCUGGAGAAUCCUGGCCGCUAGAUUGUUAA
This is a messenger RNA of Hibiscus syriacus, 1243 nucleotides long. Its product is annotated as protein CUP-SHAPED COTYLEDON 3-like. The transcript has 3 exons. Bases 83 to 1243 code for a protein of 386 amino acids. NCBI's taxonomy places the organism in Eukaryota, Viridiplantae, Streptophyta, Magnoliopsida, Malvales, Malvaceae. Gene Ontology annotation, biological process: regulation of DNA-templated transcription. Gene Ontology annotation, molecular function: DNA binding. The record is from RefSeq and is a predicted model, not a curated record.